GCGGUCUUGGAAUCGCCAGUCGUGCGCCAUCUACCCAGCGCACACGAUCGCGUCGCCUGGUUUCAAAAAAAACACGCUCGACAUCGCGUCGCGCUCGGCAUUCCAACAAAAUUCAGUUUUUGUCAGUUCUUUACGCGAAAAAAACUCGGGAUUUGUUUAUAAAAAACACACACAUUUAUUUUUGUAGAUAUAUUUAAAUCAGUCUGAAAUUUGGUCUCGUCGUUGUGAGUGUCGUAUUAAUUUUAGUGUGUAAUUGAUUACAGUGUUUUGGUGAUGUAAAAAGGUGGAUUAUGUAAAUACUACUGGGAUUUAUAGGAAGAAUAAUUACAAACUAUGUGCGACAACAACUGUAUCAUCGAGGGAACUGUUAAAUUUCGUGAUGGAAAAAAGUGGAAAUCGAGAUGGUGUGUCAUGCGGAAACUGUCACCAGUUGCAGACUGCCUCCAUCUUCAGCUGUACAGAGACUCCAAAGACCGCUACAAACAAGGCCAAACCAAAGCUUCCCUGUCGCUUCAACAUUUCCUGGGGCUGGAGAGUGGGUUCACCCUGGAUAAAGAAUCGCAUACUGUAGCUAUAGUAUGUCAGGACGUGGUGGUGGUGCUGGCAUUCGACAAUCGCGAGAGGCUCAUGCAAUGGCAGAUCAAGCUGAGCACUCACCUCAACGACGGGCCUCAUUUUUUAGUCUUAGUAUCCAGUUCUCCAUUGAAAACAAAACUUCCACCAGGUCCAGCCAGAUUACACGUCCAAGAACGUAGUUUCUGUAUUACCACGGGUGUGCCACCUCGCGUCGCUGGCCAAUGGCAGAUAGCGGACUUGAGAAGGUACGGCGUGGUGGACGGAAGGUUUUGCUUCGAAGGUGGAUCAAGGUGCCUCAAGGGUGAGGGAUUGUAUAUAUUAAUAGCGGAUCAGGGUGAAGAGAUCAUGGCAGCACUACAAGCUGCGGCAACAGGGAACCUACACGCUUCCAGAAAAAGGCCAGUGUCGAGGAAUAUGUCAGUAAUGGAUAGUCCUGCUAGAAGACCAGCAAUACGAACGAAUGAACUACGAGAGAGUGAAGCAAGUCUGACAUCCCGAGCGGACUCGCCCUAUACAGAUUUAGAAAGCAAUUACGGCUGUGGCGAUAGCAUCUCUAACGACGGAUGGAACCAACCUUCAAUAGAGAGAUGCAUGAGUUGUAUAAGUAAAUUAGGUGCUAUGUCUAGAUCGUCGACCGCUACGGUGACAGUAGGUCCCACGAUGGGUCCACCAUGUUGGGAGCACACCUGCGACCGUCACUCCAUCAGCAGCUCCAGUGAUAGCUCGGGAUGGAGCCAAGCCGUCACCAGACCUCCACAGAGACCUCCUAAACCAGCCUCUAGUUCCCCCUCGCCAAAGAAACCCAUAGCUCCGUCACCAUGUUACGAUAAUUACGAUAUUCCAAAGAUACCUUUCCCAGUGGAACCGUCGCAAUCGGAACACUACGAUACCCCGCGAAAACUGAAAGAGUGUAUCGGUUUCGAGACUGUACAGAAACCGUGCGGCUGUAUCCUGAGAAUCCGACAGCCCGAGCCGGAGAGGCCGUGCGUCUGUCAACGCCUGAUGAGCUGCUGGUCAGCGCCCGAAGAUUCAGUUCACGCCGUCUACGCCACUGUCGAUUACAGUAAGAAAACUUAUCGCUGCCAUCCAAAUCCUGGAACCACGAACUACGCCAACCUAACCCCGGUGAGCGUUUCUAACGCUAACAACACGUCUACAACGAAUCAAACGUCGAAAGAUAGUAAUUACGAAAACAUGGAAUUUGCUCAAACACUUCAGCUAUACGAAAACAGUAAAGAGAUAUCGGAAAAGGCCCGAACGCUGUGCCAGAAAUGCGGACACGCUCAAAGCGACUAUCUGCUCAUGGAACCGUCUAAAGCCGCUAGUCAACCACAUCCAGGUCAACUGAAGCAUUGUUUCAGGUAUAUCCCGAUGUCUCCAGCGGUGAAACAGCGUCUCAGCAAAGUCCUGUCGAACAGCAAUCCGAACCUGGGUCCGGUAUUGGACAGGUCCAGCAAACCGGCUCCUGGGUCAGCCAUGUUGCACGCGGGCGACGUGUACCAGAGGAAGCAGAUCAUGGACAACGCGGAUGAUUUGGACAGUGCAAGAAGAAAGAGGUCAAAUAGUGCGGAUUCUAGUACUAGUAGGGUGGAACCUGAACCCGAACCAGAUGUGGCAUCGCCUUGUAAAUGCGCUGUUCAGACCACACAAGCUGCUCAGUUGGUGAGACGUUCGUCCAGUGUUCCUUGCAAAUCGAAUCGAGAUUCAUCAAGUUCCAACGAUUCCGGUGUCUUCGAACUACCUCGACGUCCUCAGUUCUCUGCCAACGUUACCCUGCCCAGAAGAUCGAAAAGUUCGGAUCCUUUGCGAGACCUAAGUUUCCAAUUCAACAAAGCAGCCGAAGGAAAAUCGGCCAGUGCCGAAGCUGAAGUACCAGUGUGUCCAAACGGCAGUACGAGCAGCGGUACCUCGGACAUGUCCGACUACUUCGAAACGCUGUCCCUGUCCUCGCACAGUUCCAGCGUGGAACCACCGCCGCCAUCUUGUACCCUGCGACCUCGGUCGGGGAACGAGUACUUGAGCAUGCAACGACUUAUAGCGCCAGUGCCUGAAGAGCACCAUUAGAAGAUAUAAAAAUAAAAGAAACUAGUCAUACUAAAGAAAGAAAACAGAAAAAUAGCAAGCAAUAAUGGAUACCAUUAUUUUUAAAUUCGAUUAGAAUAUUUUAAUUUUGUAUAAUGUAGAUAAAGCAACAAUACGAUUUAACGAAAACCUUUUUAAAUGUCUUGGCAGCUCAGUAAAAUAUUGUAAAAUGUAGAUAAAAGUAUACUAUAAACUCUAAACAAUAAUUAUUCUAUAAAGUUGUUUUUCUUACUUUGACAUAUCAAUUUAGUUUAGGAAAAAUUAUCUGUAUAUUAUACUUAGUUUUGUGUUGAUUUGGUAAGAAGAAUGAUUUUAUUACAACAACUUGCUUUUUCUACAUUCCCCAUAGGUGUGAAGUACCGUAAAAUGGAAUAAAAAUGACGUCAUAUUAGACGGAGAAAUGACAUUUCAGUUCGUAGUUUACUAUUAUUGAUUUUCUUUGUCUAUUUUUUUUUGUCGCUAUCCACAACUUCAUGGGUAGAGAUAGUAAAUCUUGUACAAAAUAGUCAAUUCUACGCCUACUACGACAUCGAUUUUAUUCCAUCACGCUGUAUCAAAU
Sitophilus oryzae (rice weevil) is the source of this 3217-nucleotide messenger RNA. RefSeq lists its product as uncharacterized. Gene Ontology annotation, biological process: positive regulation of protein tyrosine kinase activity; neuromuscular junction development. The transcript has 11 exons. Bases 334 to 2640 code for a protein of 768 amino acids. NCBI's taxonomy places the organism in Eukaryota, Metazoa, Arthropoda, Insecta, Coleoptera, Curculionidae. Gene Ontology annotation, molecular function: protein kinase binding. The record is from RefSeq and is a predicted model, not a curated record.